AUGAGUACGCUAAGUACUGUCCCUGACAGCAUCAAUUUUCCCGCCGAAGAGGAAAUAACGCAAAAGCGUUGGGAGGACAAUGAGGUUUUCAAGAAAUCUCUUGAAUUAUCUAAGGAUCGUCCACGUUAUACUUUCUACGACGGACCUCCUUUUGCUACUGGUCUUCCCCAUUAUGGCCACAUUCUUGCUGGUACCAUCAAGGAUGUUGUUACUCGUUGGGCUCAUCAGAGUGGAUUCCAUGUUGAACGACGUUUUGGCUGGGAUACGCACGGAUUACCCGUGGAGUUCGAAGUUGACAAAACUCUCGGAAUCAAAGGACCCGAUGAUAUAUUGAAAAUGGGAAUAGACAAAUACAAUGCUGAAUGUAGAAACAUCGUUAUGCGUUAUUCGAAGGAAUGGGAGGAAGCUGUUAACCGUAUGGGUAGAUGGAUUGACUUCAGAAAUGAUUAUAAGACUCUGUACCCAUGGUUCAUGGAGAGUGUUUGGUGGGUCUUCAGUGAGCUAGUCAAAAAAGGAUUUGUUUACCGCGGAGUUAAAGUUAUGCCUUACUCCACUGCAUGUUCAACACCUCUCUCGAAUUUCGAAGCUGGACAGAACUACAAAGAUGUUGUAGACCCUGCAGUUUUCGUCGGGUUCCGCCUAGAAGAUAAUCCUAACCGUUUGAUGGUAGCUUGGACAACAACACCUUGGACACUUCCUAGUAACUUGGCUUUAUGCGUUCAUCCUGAUCUCGUUUACGUUGUUGCGAAGGAUAAAACAACUGGUGUUGAAUAUGUUGUUAUGGAGGAUCGUUUGCCUGAAUUAAAAAAUGAAAACUUGGAAGUAAUUGAGAAGUUGAAAGGCAAGGAUUUGGAGGGAAAAUCCUACUUGCCUCUGUUCCCCUAUUUCGAGCAUCUCAAGCAGGAGCGUAAUGCUUUCCGAGUUUUAAACAAUACUUUCGUAACAACUGAUCAAGGUACUGGAAUCGUUCAUCAAGCACCCUAUUUUGGAGAAAUUGAUUUCCAAGUUUGCUUAGAGAACGGUAUUAUCACAAAGGAUAUGAAAAUUGUGUGCCCUGUAGACGCCAACGGAUGCUUCACAGCAGAAGUUUCUGAGUACACUGGAAUUUACGUUAAAGAUGCUGAUAAGCAAAUCUGUAAGAAAUUGAAAGAGUCUGGAAACUUGAUUCGCCAAGCUGAAGUGAAGCAUAGUUAUCCUUUCUGUUGGAGAUCAGACACACCUCUCCUUUAUAAAGCUGUACCAUCCUGGUUCAUCAGAGUUGAGUCCAUCCGUGAUCGUCUUCUUGAAUCUAACGAACAGACUUAUUGGGUUCCCCAAUUCGUUAAGGAGAAGCGAUUUGCCAAUUGGCUACGCGAUGCCAGAGAUUGGGCUGUAUCUAGAAAUCGGUUUUGGGGUACUCCUAUAAACCUUUGGGUCAGUGAUGAUUUGGAAGAAGUUGUAUGUCCUUCAAGUAUCGCCGAGUUAGAAAAAUUGACUGGGCAAAAAAUAACUGACAUUCACAGAGAAAAUGUUGAUCAUCUCACGAUCCCAUCUAAGACCGGGAGAGGAGUUUUGAAACGCGUCUCCGAGGUCUUUGAUUGUUGGUUCGAAUCAGGAUCAAUGCCCUACGCUCAGAAUCAUUACCCAUUUGAGAAUAAAAAAGUUUUUGAAGAUAAUUUCCCAGCUGACUUCAUCGCGGAAGGAAUAGAUCAAACACGUGGAUGGUUUUACACUCUUCUCGUUUUAUCUACCGCUUUGUUCAAUAAGCCACCAUUUAAGAAUCUUAUCUGCAAUGGACUUGUACUUGCCUCUGAUGGUAACAAGAUGUCCAAGAGAAAGAAGAAUUAUCCAGAUCCUAUGGAAGUAGUUAAGAAGUAUGGAGCUGACGCUCUCCGUUUGUAUCUCAUCAAUUCUCCUGUUGUACGUGGAGAGAAUCUUAGAUUCCGUGAGGAAGGAGUUCGUGAGCUUUUGAAAGAUGUCUUCUUACCAUGGUACAAUGCUUAUCGUUUCUUCGUUCAAAACGUACAACUAUACGAGCGUGAAGUAGGGGGAGUUUUCUCGUUCUCACAUGAAGUUAAAAGUGAAAACGUCAUGGACAAAUGGAUUGAAUCUUUCACCAACAGUUUAGUCCAGUUUGUUAGGAAAGAAAUGGCUGAAUACCGCUUAUACGCUGUGGUCGCACCAUUGACUAAAUUCUUCGAUACAUUGACCAACAUCUAUAUUCGUCUCAAUAGAAAAAGAAUCAAGGGAGAAGAUGGAGAUGAUAAUAGAAUUCAUGCUUUGAAUGCUCUCGGAAAGGUUAUCGUUCUCAUCACUCGUUUGAUGGCUCCUUUCACUCCUUUCUUCUGUGAUUAUAUUUGGCAUAACCUCCGCAAAAUCUCUGGUCACUCGGAAGAAUCGGUACAUUACAUGCUUCUUCCGACGCCUGAUGAUAGCCUCAUCGAUGUUACUAUCGAGAGACGUGUUGAGGCUAUGCGUUCUGUUAUUGAACUUGUCCGUAUUUGUAGAGAGAGGAAAGGAAUACCUGUUAAGUACCCCCUGAAAGAAAUGAUCGUCAUCAAUAGAGAUGAACAGUUCUUGAACGAUUUAGAAAGUCUUCAGCACUACAUUCUUUCUGAAGUUAAUAUUCGUAAGCUCACUGUCUCUCAAGAUAAGACAAAGUAUGGCAUAAAGCUGAAGGCUGAGCCUAACUUCCGCAUACUGGGAGCUCGCCUCAAAGGUGAUCAGAAAAAGGUCGCUGAGUAUAUUAAAGGUGAUAAGAAGAACCCACCCAAAAUCACUGAACAGGAAUUAGAAAACUUCUUAUCGACAGGUACUCUCAACGUUCUUGGCCACGAUUUAUCAUUGGAAGAAGUUUCUGUUAGCUAUGCUAGCGACGAAAAAGGUGCUGGAAUUGAAGGGUUCGAGACUGCUUCGGAUAAUAAGACCAUCGUUAUGAUCGACACCACAGAAGACGAUAGUCUUAAAGAAGAGGGAUUAGCUCGUGAAAUAACCAACCGUAUCCAAAAGCUGAGAAAAACGGCUAAGCUCGUUUCCACUGAUGCUGCGGUUGUAUACAUCCAGAUUAAGCCAGCCGAUUGUCAUUUAGCUCAAGUAGUGGCAGCGCAUAAGAAAAACAUCGAGACUGUCACAGCUUCACCAGUUUUCAUCGAGGAAUGUCCAUCGGAUAAGACGCCGAACGCAUCUAAUAUCAGUAAAGUAAAAGAUGACGAAGUUUCGCUCUGGCUGUUCUCUGAGAACUCCUCCACUACUGUUUUGAAUUAA
Molecule: messenger RNA, 3243 nt
Organism: Auanema sp. JU1783
Lineage: Eukaryota; Metazoa; Nematoda; Chromadorea; Rhabditida; Rhabditidae
Source: the annotation of a GenBank genome assembly